AAGGCGAGAAGCGCGACUCUUCUGGGCAGGAGGGCAGGCGCCUUGGCGACCGGAGAGCCCGGCUGGGGGGCCUCUGCCUCUCCCUCGCCUGCUCUGCGCCCCCCUCCCGCCGCGCCGCCUCCUUCUUCUCCCGAGCAGCCCCCCGCCAUGCAGGCUCGCUACUCCGUCUCGGACCCCAACGCCCUGGGGGUGGUGCCCUACCUCAGCGAGCAGAACUACUACCGCGCGGCCGGCACCUACGGCAGCAUGGCCGGCUCCAUGGGGGUCUACUCGGGCCACCCGGAGCAGUACGCGGCGGCGGCGGCCGCGGCGGCGGCGGCGGGCAUGGGCCGCUCCUACGGGCCCUACCACCCGCACCAGCCCACGGCCCCCAAGGACCUGGUGAAGCCGCCCUACAGCUACAUCGCGCUGAUCACCAUGGCCAUCCAGAACGCGCCAGAGAAGAAGAUCACCCUGAACGGGAUCUACCAGUUCAUCAUGGACCGCUUCCCCUUCUACCGGGAGAACAAGCAGGGCUGGCAGAACUCCAUCCGCCACAACCUCUCGCUCAACGAGUGCUUCGUCAAGGUGCCCCGCGACGACAAGAAGCCCGGCAAGGGCAGCUACUGGACGCUCGACCCGGACUCCUACAACAUGUUCGAGAACGGCUCCUUCCUGCGCCGGCGACGGCGCUUCAAGAAGAAGGACGUCUCCAAGGAGAAAGAGGAGGCGCUGCGCGGGGACCACCGGCACCUCAAGGAGCCCCCCAAGGCGCCCGACGCCGCCAAGGAAGCCGCCUCCGCCGCCGCCUCCUCCUCUUCCUCGACGGCGUCCGCCCCCUCGGAGAAGAAGGUGGUCAUCAAGAGCGAGGCCUCCUCACCGGACCUGCCCAUCAUCACCAAGGUGGAGACCCUCAGCCCGGAGAGCGGCGGCGCCCUGCAGGACAGCCCGCGGAGCGUGGCCUCGACGCCGUCGGUCUCCACCGAGAGCUCGCUGCCCGGUGACCCCCACCACCCGGGCGCCCCCAACGGGCUGUCGGGCUUCAGCGUGGAGAACAUCAUGACCUUGCGGACUUCGCCGCCGGGCGAGCUCAGCCCCGGGGGGGCCCGGGCCGCCGGGAUGGUGGCCUCGCUGCCCCUCGGGUACAGCCAGGCCCAGCCGCCGCCCUCCGUCUACAGCCAGGCCUGCAGCCAGGGGGGCUUGGGGGAGGCGGCGGGGAGUUACCAGUGCAGCAUGCGCGCCAUGAGCCUCUACACGGGCGAGAGGAGCGCCCACAUGUGCGUGCCCAGCACCCUGGACGAGGCGGCCUCCAUCUCCGACCACCACCACCAUCACCAGCAACAGCAGCAGCAGCAAGCCAACGGGACCUCCUCGCCCCUCUCCACCUCCAUGAACCUGGCCCCGUCGGGGGGGCAGCAGCAGCAGCAGCAGCAGCAGCAGGAGGGCGCCCUGACGCCCAAUCACCACCACCAUCACCACCACCACCACCACCCUCCCCCUCCUCUUCCUCACCACCAAAGCGGCGGGCAAGCCACGGCCGCCUCGUGGUACCUGAACCACAGCUCGGAGCUCAACCACCACCUCUCGGGCCACGCCUUCGGGUCCCAGCCCCAAAGUUUCCCCAACGUGCGGGACAUGUUCAACUCCCACCGGCUGGGGAUAGAGACCUCGACGGCCUUGAGCGAUCCACAGGUGAGCACCAAUCCCAGCUGUCAGAUCCCCUAUAGAUCCGCGCCCUCCAUAUACCGCCACACCACCCCUUAUUCCUAUGACUGCACUAAGUAUUAACCUGGUCCUGUUUACACGAUCACACACACACGCGCGCGAGCGAGUCAGGGGCGUUUAAACCAAACAGUUGGCUCCAGAGAACACUUUGCAGACGGCUUGGGAGGAUUUUUUUCUUUUCUUUUUUUUCUUUUGCUUUAACCGCCUCUUUAAAACAAAAACCCUGGGUAGAUUUAUCCUCAAAGAGUCAAUAGAGUUUUACGGACAGAAAAAGAAUGUUAUGUCACAGUUCUUCUGCCAGCUCGACCUGAAACGCACACAAAGGAGGCGUCUUUUGAACUAAGGAAAAAUAGAUCAGUCUCAGACAGUGGCAAAAGUCUAAAUGCUAAA
Messenger RNA from Hemicordylus capensis (graceful crag lizard), 2094 nucleotides. RefSeq names its product forkhead box C2 (gene FOXC2). The record is from RefSeq and is a predicted model, not a curated record. The transcript has a single exon. Gene Ontology annotation, biological process: cell differentiation; regulation of transcription by RNA polymerase II; anatomical structure morphogenesis. Gene Ontology annotation, molecular function: RNA polymerase II cis-regulatory region sequence-specific DNA binding; DNA-binding transcription factor activity, RNA polymerase II-specific. NCBI's taxonomy places the organism in Eukaryota, Metazoa, Chordata, Lepidosauria, Squamata, Cordylidae. The coding region runs from base 148 to 1767 and encodes 539 amino acids.